CCAUUCUUUCCCCUCAUUCAUUUUCUAACAGCCGUUGCUACAGUCAUCGAAACCUACGGUUGCUGUCCCAACAAUGUCAUUAGGACCAACUGAAUUGAGGCUACACUCUCCUUCUGAAAUUAUCGGGACACCUUUCGAUAUCGAAUCUCCUCGAUUCGAAUACCCUUUCCCCGAGCCCUCAUCAAGCCCAGCGGAGCCGCUGAAUUGUCUCGCAUCUGCUGCGUCUUCGAUAUCCAGUUUGCAAUCACCGCUCAAUCACAUAACAGCUAUCCACCUUCCUCAACCUGACAUUCCGUCCUUUGUUCCCGUCCGCACAAAAGUGCGUACAGAAACGAUCCCGAUACCCCCUGGCUUGGUUGAAAAACGCCAUCGAUGGAGUCUCAUCGAGCGCAGAGUGAGCGAAGAUAGCACUAAUUUAAAUAAGGGCGAUGUGCAGUUCGGACGCGGUAGCGCGGAAAGUGAGCGGCAGGGGCGGCGCAGCUCUUCAGCAGGUCGCGAAAACAAUACCAAUGUGUCUCGAUAAGUUGGCUUCAUGAUUAGCUAUUUUCCUCCGGUACUAAUUUAUUACGUGUGUCGCCGCUAUGAUCAUGCUACUACAGAAAACCCUCAUUAACGGCUCAGCUGUCAUCACGAAGGCGUGAUGACUCGCAGGACGGGUCUUUGACGCCGCUUUUCACGACUUCGACGAUUCUUAUGACAGUUUUCAUCAUUGCUUUCUUUGCUUUCGCUAAACAUCUGUUUGGAAAGGCUAAUCGUACAUGCAAAACCUUUCUCCCUUAUCGUACAUGUUUUAUAAAUACCACGUAUGCUGUAUACAUGUAUAGUACCAUCACCGUUAAGGUUCUAGUAUUUAGGUGUAGACCAGUUGCCUUUGAUCAAUUAUACAUAAAUAUGCAUGCAC
This is a messenger RNA of Guyanagaster necrorhizus, 901 nucleotides long. RefSeq lists its product as uncharacterized. The transcript has 4 exons. Lineage: Eukaryota; Fungi; Basidiomycota; Agaricomycetes; Agaricales; Physalacriaceae. The record is from RefSeq and is a predicted model, not a curated record. Bases 74 to 523 code for a protein of 149 amino acids.